Messenger RNA from Aaosphaeria arxii CBS 175.79, 3531 nucleotides. RefSeq lists its product as uncharacterized. NCBI's taxonomy places the organism in Eukaryota, Fungi, Ascomycota, Dothideomycetes, Pleosporales. The transcript has 3 exons. Bases 128 to 3328 code for a protein of 1066 amino acids. The record is from RefSeq and is a predicted model, not a curated record.
GGUUGCGCCCACACACACACUUACCUACUCACACACACCGACUGACCAGACCAUCGCUUCGCGACCACCCUUGAUUUGUGCAAGAUCAUGAGCGGGGAUUAAGAGCGCAGAAUACGAUACAAUAGAUAUGCAAGCAGCGAACCCGCCCGAGCGCCUUCGCGCGGAUGCUUCCUCUUCGCUCCAACAGUCCUUAUCCUCAUCCUCGUCCUCACCCUCGCCGCCUCGCUCCAACCCUCCCACGUUGGCCACGAUUGCCAUAUCGUCCUUCGCUGCGUUCAGAUCUCAGACCUCAACUAACCCGGUACCGUCCCCUGUUCGCAGGAAGCCGUUGCCAGCCAACUCUCCAGUGGCAGGUCGAUUCGUCUCGGCUGAAUACAAUAAGAACCAGGUUGUAGAUAGAACCUCUCUUGGACGCACCUCCUCGUCUAAUAGUAAUAAUCCCGUCCUGUCCCCGUCUUUCGCAGCCGAAGACGACCUCUUCGUACCAAGGAACCUCGACGAGAAUCCUCACGGCCGAACACCAGUGUCUACAACCGCUCCAAAAGGGGCCUUUAUAUCGCGGAAGAGUUCACUAUCCUAUGCGAAGAACACCAGCACCACCAGUACAACCAGCACCUCGAACAACUACAAUAAUUAUACCUUCGCAGUAAAGAGUCCAAGGCAUGGUCGAUCAGUCAGCAACAGCGUUGAAUUGAAGAUACAGGUCGCUCCUUCCGCCAAAGGCUCACACAUUCGAUCCCCUACUAUGCCUAAUAUGCCCGUAUAUAAUCAAACUUCACAACAACCGCGUCCACCACUAAGACUGCAGUUGGACGGUGUCACAGAGGAUUACAUAGACGAGGACCCUUACGACAUCUCGCCAACCGAGGUACAACCACCCAAGCCAAAGUCGCCCGCUGGUGGUACUAAAUUCGGUUCCUUCUUCGGUUGGAACUCUUCGAAGCAACAGACCGGGCUUGAAUCGCCCACGACCCCCUUCUCAGACAGAUCCAUAUCCCCUGCAGCAUCACCGCGUUUCCCCAACGGCAACAUGGCAGUCAAAGCAAAACCCGCAGGGCUUGAUAUUCCCGUCGCCAACUCCUUCGGACAGUCCUCCUACUUCAAUGUCCCAGGUACUCCACUGCUUUCGAGCUCUCCCCAGAUGAAUGCGCAUGUGGAGGAACUGGAACGAGAACUUCGCGAAGUCAGCUCGGAAUUGGCCAACUCCAUACGAAGAGAAUUGGAACUUGAAGAUGAGGUCGAGCGGUAUAAGGCCGAGAGCGGUUCUUUCACUUCAGAAAACAGGAGGACUAGCGACUACUACUCAGACUCUGGAACUAGCUCCAUCAGGUUUCCCAUCACCGACACAGAAGGGAAACUAGAAGAGGUGGAAAUGCUCCGUCGCAAAGCAGAACAAGAACGAGCGCAAUUGAAGGUCCACAUGGCCGAGCGCCUGCAAGACGAAUUGAGACGUCGACGGGACCUGGAAGAGCAGGUGCAACAGCUUGAAGAUCGCGUCAGCACUGAGAGCAAAUCUACCACAGCCCCUACUGGCAAGGUCCGCGAACUCGAGAUUGCUGUGGACGACCUAAAAAGACGCUUGAGCGAAGAGAGACAGGCGAAAGAAAAUUUCGAAGACCUACUCUCCGUACUACGCGAACAGCUCGAACAGCAUCGCAACGAGGCAGACAACCUUCGCGACGAAGUCGUUCCACAGCUCAAGGCACGCCUUGAAGGACUGGAGUCUGAGGCCUCUCAGACCCAAAGCCUAAUAUACGAAAGCACGCGCAUGCAGCAAGAGAUUCAAACAUUGCGCAAUGAGAACCAGACACUGCAGAAUGCCCGCAGAAUGCAGCAAGAGAUCUCUCAACAGUCUACCCGUUUCCAAUCCAUCGCCGAAGACCCUGGAGCACCCUUACCAUCCGCUCCGAAGAUUGGCCUUUCACGAUCCAACUCCCUCGCCCGAAGUUCUUCCUUCAACCCCAAGCGAGGGUCACUAUCUCGAUCCAACUCUGUCAAAGAUCGAUCUGUUCCUGUAUCACCUCAAGAGCAGCACGUCGCCGGCAACCCCGUAAAGGAACUUGAAGAGCAACGUGAUGCACUCCACAAAGCCUUGAAGCACCUUCUCCAACGACAGGAAAUGCAGCAAAAGGAUUUCCAGAAGCGCAUUAAAGAGCUCGAGAUGGAGCGAGAUGCCGCCCUCAAUCUCACGCCUCGCAGGACUGCUUUCCACCAAGAGGUUUCCCAUCUCAGGGAAGAAGUCAAUUCGCUUCGACGACGAGCUGACGAUGCUCUCGAUCAGAAGUGGCAAUGCGAAAAGGGUCUGGGUGGCUUGCGCAUGGAUCUAGAUCGCGCGCAACAAGAGACAGCCUCCCUGCGUGGCUUGCUCCAGGAUCACGAUAUCACUAUCCCAGAAAUCCGCAUCGAGAACGAGCCUAUGUCCGUCUCCCUAGACAAGGCUCUGGGAGAACUCCAGACUACUCAUGCACUUUCCAUUGCUCGCAUCAGACAGAUGGACUCGCAAGACUCCUUGGAUAAUGCCGGUGCCGAGGCAGAGCGAACAUUGGCAUUGUUGAAGCAGAGCAUCUCCGAUGCAGAGACUGAGCGCGACAUGGCUCAGAAGGAAGCAGAGCAAUACAGACAGCAGGCUCGUGCUUUGCAAAGGUCCGAACUCCAACAUCUUGGCAAAGAGCAGAAACUCAGCACCGAGCUGUUGGCGGCUGCAACCCGCAUGGACGAACUUUCAGAGAGAAUUCAAGAGCAGCUUCUGUCGAAUAGCUCUCUUCGCACCCGACUCACCGAGGCGAUCACUCGUGGUGAGAAAGAACAGUUCACGUCCACAGAGAAGAUCAUCGAGCUUGAACGAAGGCUCAAGUCCGCUGAGGAUAGUGUCCUCAUGGCACAACAAUCUUCGGAAGAGGCUAUUUCCAAGCACGAGGAGGAGGUACAGGCUCUACGAGAGAGCCAUAACAGCCUACUCCACCGAGCCAAGAAUGGAUUGCUCAGCCCUCGACUGUCGCCAAACUCGCCGACCUCCCCAGUAUUUAGUCAGAGGUCGCCGCGCCUUGAUCAGACGACCACUGGACCGGCCAUGUCGAUGGCCGAGGCCACCCGUACGGAGCUUCUCGAGAAGCGGGUCGGUGAACUCGAGAAGGCGCUGCGCGACGCUGACCACGAGAUGGAGGAAGUGGUCGGUCGCAUGAACAUGGCCCAGAUCGAGGUUGCCGACCUCCAAUUCGAAAGGGACGAGGCCAUGAGGAAAACCAGAAAACUCCAAGCCGAUAUCGUGACCGAACGCGAAAAGGUCAAGGCUCUGAUGGAGCAGAGCCCUAAUGCAAUUAAUGCCUAGACGACUCGCAGAGCUGAUCGUUUGACACGACACCACAAAACCUUCUAUUCAACCCCCACAAUGUUUAUUCGUAAUCCUGAGCCGUUCGGAAGGACGAAUGCUCGGGCAUCUGGCGUUUCUUGGAUUGAAAAUCAGCAUUUACACGGGAGCAACGAGAUACUUCUUUCCACUGCCCAACUCUCCUGCAGGCAACCAAUCUCAUA